AUGGAUCGUGAAUCAAAUUCAAAACUUCGACGGAGUCCAUUCCAUGAACGUUCGAGGAGGGAGAUUGAUCGGUAUCAUCAAGACAAGAAAAAUAAACGCAAUAGAUAUGAAUCAAGGCAUAGAAGCUUGUCUGAUAGUGAACAUAACGACUAUGAAAGACGUAGAAAAGAUGAUCGAGAAAAUAGGAAAAGACGGAGAUCAAGAAGCCCUCGUAAAAAUAAAGAACAAAAAAAUUCUCCAAAGAUACAAGAGGAGGAGGAUAAAGAGUUGGCCAAUAUUACACCAGCACAGAAAAAAACGGUAGAUUUACUUACUUCAAAAACUGGAGGAGCAUAUAUUCCUCCAGCUAAAUUGAGAAUAAUGCAAGCAGAGAUAACGGAUAAAUCAUCUGCUGCAUAUCAACGUAUUGCAUGGGAGGCUCUCAAGAAAUCUAUUCACGGUUACAUCAAUAAAGUUAAUACGACACGAUCAAUUAUUCAAGCUCAAGCUGCUUCGCCAACUUUUACACCAGUUUAUGCAGCUUUGACUGCUGUUAUUAAUUCCAAAUUUCCCAAUAUCGGAGAAUUAUUAUUAAAACGAUUAGUUAUUCAAUUUAAACGAGGCUUUAGGAGAAAUGACAAGCCUUUAUCUUUAGAAUUACUUACUUUACUAAUCGAAACUCCAACAGAUGAUUCAGUAGAAGUAGCUAUAGCAUUUUUAAAAGAAUGUGGUAUGAAACUUACCCAAGUUUCAAAAAAAGGAAUUGAAUCAAUUUUUGAAAUUUUAAGGAAUAUCCUUCAUGAAGGUCAGUUGGAUAAAAGAGUCCAGUAUAUGAUUGAGGUAGUAUUUCAAAUUCGAAAAGAUGGAUUCAAGGAUCAUGUGGCUGUUAGUGAAGAAUUAGAUUUAGUUGAAGAAGAAGAUCAAUUUACGCAUACAAUAGAAUUGGCCCAAUCUAUUGAUGGCGAAGAUAUUUGA
Messenger RNA from Chelonus insularis, 954 nucleotides. Its product is annotated as pre-mRNA-splicing factor CWC22 homolog. The record is from RefSeq and is a predicted model, not a curated record. Gene Ontology annotation, molecular function: RNA binding; protein binding. The transcript is spliced from 3 exons. Gene Ontology annotation, biological process: mRNA splicing, via spliceosome. Bases 1 to 954 code for a protein of 317 amino acids. Gene Ontology annotation, cellular component: catalytic step 2 spliceosome. NCBI's taxonomy places the organism in Eukaryota, Metazoa, Arthropoda, Insecta, Hymenoptera, Braconidae.